UUUUAUCUUAUUUUUUAAAAUUUUAGUUUUGGUUCCAAUCGUACUGAGGAAGAAGUUACCUUUACCUUUUCAUUUUAUUUCAAGCUAGAAAAAUUCUCAGAAAGCUUAUCCUUUAUUCAUUUUCUUAGUUUAAUUGUUUUAAUCUACAAUCCAUCGUCUGAUUCCGGCAACCUGCUUUCCACCCAAAUCUUCCCCACUUGCAGUCAAUAUACCGGAAAAGGUUGCCACCGUCGAGCGCACAAUGUGUUUGAUAUAAUGUCUCAACGACAAAGUACACUUCCUUUUUGAAGUUUUUACAUUUCCUGCUACACUUUGAGAUUCGGGAUAAAGCCAACCAUCUUGCUCUAUGAUCUUUAUGAUGGGUUCAAGGAAAUCCUCAAAAUUCAAAAGUUUCGCAGACUUGUUUCCUACACUGGGUUCUUCUACUUCACUGCUUUUAUAAGAACUAGAGCUGGGUAUUCGAGAGCUGACCAAUUCUAUGCAUAAUGCAUCUUAUCCGGCUGGAACUGAGCUUUUAACGGACACAGCUAAGAAAAGGGGAAAUGAGUUCUUCCAGGAAGUUUUUUACUGUGUUUCUGUUUUCUACAUACCUGCUUAUCCUCUCUGCUGCCCAGCCGGAUCCCAAGAGUUGCUUGACCAACGAAGAUGGCUGUUGGGUUAGGUGCCUUGGAUUUCAUGAUAACAGUAACAGCACAUACCAAACAAACCUCAAUCGUCUCUUCUCCUCCUUCACCUCUAACCCAGGAAACAAUUAUGGGUUCUACAAUGCUUCUUUUGGCCAAACCCCUGACCAAGUUAACGCAGUUGCACUUUGUAGAGGUGAUUUAAUUUCAAACCCGGGUGUUUGUCUCAGCUGUUUCAAUAAUGCUACCACUGAGCUCAGAAAAAGUUGUCCUGACGCGAAGGAAGCAAUUGUAUGGAAUGAGAAUUGUAUGUUUCAUUAUGCAAAUCGCUCCAUCUUUGGUGUUUUGGACAGUAACUCCUUUUACUCUUGGGAUGGGAAUAAAGUCACAAAUGUCAGUGCUUUCAAUGGUGUCCUGAGUCCUCUGUUGGAAAGCCUGAGAAUCAAGGCGGCGGCUGGUGAUUCUCUUUUGAAGUUUGCAACGGGCACAGCGGCUGUUUCAGCUUUACAGAUCAUUUAUGCACUUGUCCAGUGCACUCCAGAUUUGUCCCAGCCUCAAUGCAACGCAUGCUUGUCUGAUGCUAUUGGACAAAUUUCAGAUUGCUGUGACGGUUGGCAAGGAGUUAGAAUAUUUGGGCCAAGUUGCAAUCUUAGGUUUGAGAUUUACCCUUUCUACAAUGUUACUGCUGAUGGACCAGCACCAGCACCACCUCUGUCUCCUCCGGCCUCAAAUGAUACCCCAAGUACAUCACCAGGAGAAAGUGAGAAUUCACCUCGGAUUAUCAUAAUCAUAGUCGUCUCAGUUGUUGGUUUUCUGAUUCUUAUCAUUUGCAGCUGCAUCUGCUUCUUUUUCUGGUUGACGAAAUCAAAGAAGAGAAGGCAUCGGCUGAAUGAAAUUGAAGUGGAAGCGCUGAUUAGCUUAAUAACUCUUCUGGUGUAUUGACUUUAAAAGCUCGAGCUUGAAUUUAUGAGUAGUAGUGUUUUCCUUUUCCAUCUCAGUUUGGGCUAACAUACAUUCCAUUUUUUUUCUCCUAUGAAGAUGAAGAUGAAGAUGAAGAUGACAAUGCUGAAGCUUUACAAUUUGAUUUCAAUACAAUAAGAAUUGC
Rubroshorea leprosula is the source of this 1728-nucleotide messenger RNA. The record is from the annotation of a GenBank genome assembly. NCBI's taxonomy places the organism in Eukaryota, Viridiplantae, Streptophyta, Magnoliopsida, Malvales, Dipterocarpaceae.